AAUCGCUACGCUUCUGAAAGAAACAACGAAGAAUGGCUACAGAAUCGUGUAUGGGACACUUUUGAACGCCGAUCCUUCUCUCUACGUCUACAAUGAUAGCGUUAAAUUAAGUAUGAUGUUAAACGAUGUAUGGCUUCUGACAGAAGGUACAACCAAUGGAUAUAUCUUUCUCUCCGAUGUUAGUAAGCUAUCUUUCGGUCAUAUUGCGCGAAUGAAUCCACUGAGUCUCAAGAAACUUCUACGUUAUAUUCAAGAAGCGAUACCGAUACGCUUAAUAGAAAUUCAUGUCUUAAACGCGCCAUCCGCUAUAGAAGUACUCAUGAAUAUGACAAAACCUUUCAACAAAAAAAUGAUAGAUAUGAUACAUUUCCACUCAUCGUUGGAGACCCUUCCCGAAUAUAUCCCAAUAGAUGCGCUACCAAACGAAAUGGGUGGAAAAGCUGGUUCUAUACACGAAUUAGCUAAAAUUGAAAUAAAAAAACUUGAGGAUUAUCGCGAAUGGUUUCUGAUGGACGAAGCGACCGGACGUAUGAACGAAGCAUUGAGAAUCGGCAAAAGCAAAUUAGCAAGUGAUUUAUUCGGUGUAGAGGGUAGCUUUAAAAAGCUUGAUAUAGAUUAAUAAAGUUUAUAUAU
Pogonomyrmex barbatus (red harvester ant) is the source of this 633-nucleotide messenger RNA. Its product is annotated as alpha-tocopherol transfer protein-like. The record is from RefSeq and is a predicted model, not a curated record. NCBI's taxonomy places the organism in Eukaryota, Metazoa, Arthropoda, Insecta, Hymenoptera, Formicidae.